AUGGCCAGGCCCCAGCGCCCGCCCCACCCUGCCCCGCCCCGCCCCAACUGGGCCCCGAGCCUAGAGCCUGGGGACAAGGGCCAGCUGCCCCGAACCCCCCUCGCCACCCCCUCCCGAGCCCCCUCCUCACUCCGGCUCUCUCCCGUCCCUGGUCCUGGCUGGGGAGGGGCUUCCGGGGUCCUUUGCACUGCUGACCCCUCUGCUGGGGGUCCGAGCGAGAGGGCGCGGAGCGGGGUCCGGGGAGAGAAGCCUCAGCCCCAGCUCAGCUCGCCGCCCAGCCCAGCCGCCGUUUCCUCCGGCGCCAGGAGGGGGCGCCCCUGCGGUGCAGAAAAACGUCCUCAGAUCGGCGGUUCCGAGGGGAAAGCAGCUUGUUCCCUCCCCGCGCCCCCGGCCGAGGCCCUGGCAGGAGCCACCGCCGUUGUUCUAAAGAAACGGGUCCCAGGGCUAUCCCUGAGCAGCCGAGCUGAGGGGGCGGGGCCCCAGCCCCCCCGUAUCCUGUCUGAGGUGCUCGCUCUUCCUGGGGCCCAAGUGCCCGGGUGGGUGAGAGGCAGGCUCGGGGUGGGCAAAGCCUCAGGCCGCCCAAGCCCCCAGGCCGCCCAAGCCCCCAGGCCGCCCAAGCCCCCAGGCUGCCAACUCCCCAGGCCGCCCAAGCCCCCAGGCCGCCCAAGCCCCCAGGCUGCCAACUCCCCAGGCCGCCCAAGCCCCCAGGCCGCUCAAGCCCCCAGGCCACCCAAGCCCCAGGCCGCUCAAGCCCCCAGGCCGCCCAAGCCCCCAGGCCGCCCAAGCCCCAGGCCGCCCAAGCCCCCAGGCCGCCCAAGCCCCCAGGCUGCCAACUCCCCAGGCCGCCCAAGCCCCCAGGCCGCCCAAGCCCCCAGGCUGCCAACUCCCCAGGCCGCCCAAGCCCCAGGCCGCCCAAGCCCCCAGGCUGCCAACUCCCCAGGCCGCCCAAGCCCCCAGGCCACUCAAGCCCCCAGGCCACCCAAGCCCCAGGCCGCUCAAGCCCCCAGGCCGCCCAAGCCCCCAGGCCGCCCAAGCCCCAGGCCGCCCAAGCCCCCAGGCCGCCCAAGCCCCCAGGCUGCCAACUCCCCAGGCCGCCCAAGCCCCCAGGCCGCCCAAGCCCCCAGGCUGCCAACUCCCCAGGCCGCCCAAGCCCCCAGGCCGCCCAAGCCCCAGGCCACCGAAGCCCCCAGGCCGCUCAAGCCCCCAGGCCACCCAAGCCCCAGGCCGCUCAAGCCCCCAGGCCGCCCAAGCCCCCAGGCCACCCAAGCCCCAGGCCGCUCAAGCCCCCAGGCCACCCAAGCCCCCAGGUCGCCAAGCCCCCAGGCCGCCAACUCCCCAGGCUGCCCAAGCCCCAGGCCGCCCAAGCCCCCAGGCUGCCAACUCCCCAGGCCGCCCAAGCCCCCAGGCCGCCAAGCCCCCAGGCCGCCCAAGCCCCCAGGCCACCGAAGCCCCCAGGCCGCUCAAGCCCCCAGGCCACCCAAGCCCCCAGCCGCCCAAGCCCCCAGGCCGCCAACUCCCCAGGCCGCCCAAGCCCCCAGGCCGCUCAAGCCCCCAGGCCGCCCAAGCCCCAGGCCACCCAAGCCCCAGGCUGCCAACUCCCCAGGCUGCCCAAGCCCCCAGGCCACCCAAGCCCCAGGCCGCUCAAGCCCCCAGGCCGCCCAAGCCCCAGGCCGCCAAAGCCCCCAGGCCACCCAAGCCCCAGGCUGCCAACUCCCCAGGCUGCCCAAGCCCCCAGGCCACUCAAGCCCCCAGGCCACCCAAGCCCCAGGCCGCCCAAGCCCCAGGCCGCCCAAGCCCCCAGGCCACCCAAGCCCCAGGCCGCUCAAGCCCCCAGGCCGCCAAAGCCCCCAGGCCACCCAAGCCCCAGGCUGCCAACUCCCCAGGCUGCCCAAGCCCCAGGCCACUCAAGCCCCCAGGCCACCCAAGCCCCAGGCCGCUCAAGCCCCCAGGCCACCAAAGCCCCCAGGCUACCCAAGCCCCAGGCUGCCAAAGCCCCCAGGCCGCCCAAGCCCCCAGGCCACUCAAGCCCCAAGGCCACCCAAGCCCCCAGGCUGCCAAAGCCCCCAGGCCACUCAAGCCCCCAGGCCUCCCAAGCCCCCAGGCCACCCAAGCCCCAGGCCGCCCAAGCCCCCAGGCUGCCAAAGCCCCAAGGCCGCUCAAGCCCCCAGGCCACCCAAGCCCCAGGCUGCCAAAGCCCCCAGGCCACCCAAGCCCCAGGCUGCCAAAGCCCCCAGGCCACCAAAGCCCCAGGCCACCAGCACCCCAGGCCGCCAGUGCCAGCAGAGCCUUGGGGGGCUUCAGGUCAUGAAGAAGACCUAG
This is a messenger RNA of Antechinus flavipes (yellow-footed antechinus), 2319 nucleotides long. Its product is annotated as basic proline-rich protein-like. The record is from RefSeq and is a predicted model, not a curated record. The transcript is spliced from 5 exons. The coding region runs from base 1 to 2319 and encodes 772 amino acids. Lineage: Eukaryota; Metazoa; Chordata; Mammalia; Dasyuromorphia; Dasyuridae.